CCCCCUCACAGUUUGUGAGUUUGGGGAUUGUUGCGUCCGAUAACCGGACCCAGAAGGGACUCCCUCGCUUGGCUUGGCUCUCAGUUUUCCCGCUCAUGUCCGGAAAAAUAACGGCGUCUACCGCGCCGCGUAUGGCGUCUGCCUGCCAACGCGAGCGUCCUUAUCCUUCCCAGAGCUUCCUUGGGUUGUCCCUGGUGGCCCUGGUAUUCCUGCUGUCCACAUUCUCCGAUGCCUGUGAGGAGCCACCAACAUUUGAAGCUAUGGAACUCAUUGGCAAGCCCAAAACCUAUUAUGAAGUUGGGGAACGAGUAGAUUAUACCUGUAGAAAAGGAUUCUACUAUGUACCUCCCCUUGCCACCCAUACUAUUUGUGAUCAGAAUCACACAUGGCUACCUGUCUCAGAUGAACCUUGCUAUAGAAAAAUUUGUCCAUUUAUAAGAUAUCCUUUACAUGGCAAAACAAUCUAUGCAAAUGGAAGUAAUGCGUAUGGUUAUCAGUUGCACUUUGUUUGUGAUGAGGGUUUCUACUUAAUUGGUACUCCAAUUCUAUAUUGUAAACUUGAAGGCAUAAACGCAGUUUGGAGCAGUAAAGCCCCAGUAUGUGAAAAGAUUUUGUGUUCACCACCUCCAAAAAUAAAAAAUGGAAAAUAUACCUUUAGUGACAUAGAAGUAUUUGAAUAUCUUGAAGCAGUAACUUAUAGUUGUGAUCCUGCACCUGGACCAGAUCAAUUUUCACUUGUUGGAGAGAGCCAGCUUUAUUGUUCUGACAAUGCAGUAUGGAGCAGUGAUGCCCCCGAGUGUAAAGUGGUCAAAUGUCCAUUUCCAGUACUCAACAAUGGAAAACAGAUAUCAGGAUUUGCAAAAAAAUUUUUCUACAACGCGAUGGUUAUGUUUCAAUGUGAUGAAGGUUUUUACCUCAAUGGCAGUGACACAGUUGUCUGUGAUAGUAACAGUACUUGGCAGCCCCCAAUUCCAACAUGUCUUAAAGCACUGCUUCCACCCAGUACAAAGCUUCCGACUUUGAGUCAUUCAGUGUCAACUCCUUCCAGUACAAAAUCUCCAAUUACCAGUGUCUCAGGUCCUAAGCCUACUCAUCCCACCAAGCCUCCAGUUUCAAAUUAUCCAGGAUAUCCCAAUCCCGAUGAAGAACUAUUUAAUAUUAACAAUUUGGAUGACUGGGUCAUUGCUCUGAUUGUUAUUGUUGUAAUUGUUGGAGUUGCAGUAAUUUGUGUUGGCCUGUACAAAUGUCUUCAAAGCAGGAAGAAAGGGAAAGCUGAGGUUAGAGCUGAAUACACCGCUUGCCAGAGUAAAUCAGCCACUCCAGCAGAGCAAACAAUUUGAAUGGUUUCUACAACCUGGUUAAACAGUUUAUCUUCUGAUUCUGUUACGAUCUACAGAUCUAUGGUAGUUACUUCUAGCUUCAUUCUCAUGAAGGCAACUGUUACGCAUAAUCCUAACACUUCAAUGUGGCUUGGAUAUGGUCAUUAUCUUCAGAUGCUUCUUUGAAAUGUGUAUGAAUUAGGGUAUGAAUAUAUUGCCUGUUUCCCCUUAAAUAACACUUGCAUUUCUAGCGCAAGUCAACACAGCAUCCCCGGUAGUAUUAAGGUGUGAAAGUGCUUAUUUUAUAAAAUUGGCACAUUUAGAGAAAUAUAGUUCAAAAGGAAAUUGUUUCAUUUGUAAAGAUUUUGAAAACUUUUUUGUUCAAAGAUUAAUGCAAACUCUUAAGAUUCAUUCUUUCAACAAUUACAAAAUAUAUUUUAUAUAUCUUUACAAAUAUGUAUAUACUACCUACUUUGGCUCUUAUUCAUUAAAAUAAGAAUACUGAAAAUUAA
Messenger RNA from Carlito syrichta (Philippine tarsier), 1831 nucleotides. RefSeq names its product CD46 molecule (gene CD46). The transcript has 13 exons. Gene Ontology annotation, cellular component: cell surface. The coding region runs from base 96 to 1340 and encodes 414 amino acids. NCBI's taxonomy places the organism in Eukaryota, Metazoa, Chordata, Mammalia, Primates, Tarsiidae. The record is from RefSeq and is a predicted model, not a curated record. Gene Ontology annotation, biological process: negative regulation of complement activation, classical pathway.